UCCGGCGGCGCGGUGCCGCCAUGUCUCCAAGAGAGAAGCGGUUCAUAGCGCUUAGCUCUCUCGUGUUCUGUGCUAUCGUAAUAUUCUGUCUAGUUCUCUAUUAUAUUCCAACCUUUUUUUAUAUAGUUUUCAUUCUUGGAGUUUGUUGCGUUGCCUGUUAUUAUCACAGCGGAGAAUCACUCAACGCUAGGUUAGGCCCUCAUCCACGCCAUGGUCUGACUAUUCCACCCGUGCUGCGACGCUGGUUGCCAGAGAUUGCGAACGGAUUACCCACAGCAGGAAGAGUCAGAAGUCGUACGGUCAAGGGUGAUGUUAGGGAAUCGGUAGUAUUUACCGGCCAAAGACGUUUCGCGAGUGCAAUUUAUCGGGAAGACGCGGGACACAGUGACUCAUUUAUGUUCAGUCCUCGGGAUAUACUCAUGGGAAGUUACAUUGGGAAGGCAGAAAGUCCUCCCUCAGUUGUGGGGAGGCCGCGAGCCGGUGCAAGUUCGGGUGUUAAACCAAACGCACGAGAGCAACUGCGCGAAAUAUUGGCGCGACCCAACCACGCUGUUUAUACUCCAAACAAAAGACUGUCAUUCGGGGGGGAGCCCCUUGGCAUGAUGGGCAGGUUCACCAUCACUCCCCAGCGCCACUACCCCCUCCAGCAGAUUGGCACCACCUCUGUGGGCAUCCUGCCCCCGGCCCAGUGGGACGGCUUCAGAAAGAAGAACAUUCUCACCCCUCGCAACUCCCCGGCAGUCCACAGUCCAGUCACAGUGAAGAUUGCUAGGCCAGAUCACAACACCACUCUAUCCCCUUUCUUUGAUAAUUUCAACUCCCCGGUAGUCCUGGGCUCUCCAGGCCUGGGGGCCCCUGCAGACCCCUGCUCCAGGGAGACUGUUCUGAGCGUGCUCAAAGAUAGCCGCAAGAGAGAGGUGGACGAUGAAGAUGACAGGAGCUUCACUGCAGGGAAAAAGUGCAAAAGGAGACGCCAUGACAGCAGUGGGAGUGCUCACUCGGCAUUUGAGCCACUGCUGCCCAAUGGAGCUCCUACACAGCUGGUGCCCAAGCCCGGUACUCUGAAGCGAGGACUGAACGCUAUGGUGGAGGAGUCGAUGAUGAAGAAGUCACGCACCUCCUCCAUCAGCUCUGUGAGCUGUGGCCUGACCCCCAGCGGCACCCUGGGCUCGGUCCGCAACUCCAUCCGCAGCUCCCUCAGCUCCUCACAAGGCUUUGCUCAGCGGAAAAAGGCCUCCACCCGCAGCCUCUCCCCUCUCUCCAGCCCUGGGUCGUCCCGCUCCCAGACCCCAGAGAGAGCCUCUAAAAAGCCCAGGGAAGAGGAUGCUCGCUCACCCAGCUCUGCGUCCUCAGCGAGGUCUGACAAGAUGUUGACGGACCCAGCACCCACCACUGAAAAACUGACUCCAGCCCCUGAGGUCCAUGUGGCGUCAGACUCUGCCGGUAGAGGGAAACGGAAACGCAAGAUUCCGCUGGUGUCCAGCCGUAGAGGAGACCAAAUCUCUCUGCCUCCACCUCCUGAGCUGGGCUACACCAUCACUGUGAAAGACCUGGAUCAGGAGAAGAAAGACGCUCUCAGCCAGAUCAAUACUGUCCUCGAAGAGUGUGUUCCAGAGAAGUCUGCACCAGCUCCAGUAGUGACCACAUCUUCUCAGCCUCCCGUGUCAAGCGACCCCACACCCACCCUGGCCACCCUGCUGGCCAGCCCUCUUCCCAUAUCGACACCUGCCAGUGUGGCGGCUCCUAUCCCUGUGAUCAACCUGGACCCUGUCUCCUCAAGCACAGUCAGCACAGCCCCCACCUCCGCAGCCGCCCCCUCCACAGCCGCCCCCGUCACCACCACUGCCAACCCCCUCCUGGAGUCUCUUAAAAUGAUGAGGAACAACACCCUCGCCAGUGCUGCUGCUGCCACCACUGCAGCUCAGUCUGUCUCCUUGGUGAAAGCAUUUACGACCCCUGCACCACUGGUGCCUGCAGAGCAGAAGUCUGAGACCAGCUUAACUGCUCCUCAGCCCACACCAGCCUCGAACUCCCAGUCUGCCCCAACCUCCCUCUCCCAGCCUGCCAGCCCCAUGCACUCUACCUUCACCCAGGUGCUGAGCCAAGUCACCAAGGCCCCCAGCAGUGUCCCCACACUGGGUGGAGCUAGCCUGUUUGGCCUGGCCAACACACUGACAGCCCCUUCCUCCUCACUGGCCCCCACCUCAACUGCCACCACAGAAACCACCAGCAGUAAUAAUCCCCUCCUGGCCUCUGUGUUCAAACCCAUCUUCGGGGCUUCGACCCCAGCCUCCUCAGCCCCAGAGAGCACACCUGCUGUCCCAACCUUUAAGCCCAUAUUUGGAAGUGCCACAGCCACCAGUGCUUUUGGACAGCCAGCCGCCACCUCCGCCCCAUCCACAGCCAGCGCGUCUGCUUCAUUGUUCAGCGGGCUCACCAACAGCAGUACAAUGGCCCCUGCCGCCUCCCUGUUCACUGGGCUUUCCUGCAGCACCGCUCCUGCCCCAGUCCCCUCCACAGCCCCAGCUGCCUCGCCACCUGUCAAGUCUCUGUUUGGAAACUGGAGUGCGCCGCCUGCAAUGACCUCUGCCACGACCACUGCCCCUGCCACAGGAAGUACCUUCCAGUUCGGCGCCACCUCCACCACAGCUCCUGCACCCACCCUCAGCUCCACUGCAGCCGCCAACACCACUAGCAACAACGGCUUUUCGUUUGGUGCUAUGACCACCACCUCUGCUGCCACUCAACUUGCCCCCCCAGCCACCGUCCUUGGGGGAUUUACCUUUGGCCAGGCUGCAGCCACCCAAAACUCUACCACUGCAUCCUUCAGUGGCUUUGGCAUGGCCACUGCAGCCACUACUACUGCUGCAGCACCUGCAAGCCAGUCCACGUUCACGUUUGGGAAGUCGUCGUUCGACGCCCCGGCAGCAUCGGCGUUCCCCAGCGCCACUCAGGCCCCGGCUGCUACUGCAGCAGCUAAUCCUUUCACAUUUGGGUCAGCUGGAGCUGGGGCCAACCCUGCCCCCUUCGCUUUUGGCGCAGCUGCCACUACGGCGGCUUCUACGUUUGGGACCCCCACUAAGCUGGCAUUUGGAGCCAGCUCCACAGGUUUUGCAUUUGGCAACACCACAGCUUCCCCAGCAGCCCCUGCCUUUGGCUCUGGCACCCAGACUGCCGGCACACUCCCAGCCUCCACCCCAAACUUCUCGUUUGGCGGUGUGUCUGCACAGCAGGCCCCCACUACCCCUGCCCAGCCAGCCACCGGAGGAUUCAACUUUGGCGCAGCCAUUUCAGGCACUCAGUUUGGAACCCCCAAUCUCACAACGCAGACGCCAGGCUUCAACUUUGGGGCUGCAGCUAGUGACAAGCCAGCCUUCGGGACGUCUACCCCUACUUUUGGCCAGAGCACAGCUGCAGGUCCUAUCCCCUUUGGAAGCCCAGGAACUCCAGUUCAAGGAUUCAGUGCUUUGGCACCCUCAGCAUUCGGCUCUCCAUCAGCUCCCUCAUUCUCCAUUGGCGCUGGCUCCAAAACGUCAGGGGCACGCCAGAGGCUACAGGCCCGAAGGCAGCACCCCAGGAAGAAGUAGCCUAGCCAGGGCAGGUAGCAUAUGGAAUGGCUUGGAAGCCCUUACCCAUUCAGCACUGCUAUGGACGACGCCCAUGACAUCCUCCAGAGGAGCUGAACUGCUGCUAUGGCUAACACUGCUUUCCAUUGUAACCCCAGUCAGACCAACAUCCCUCCCCUACCCUCCUGUUCCCCUGGCUGGCCUGGGCUGGCCCGCUUUGUGGUACAAGGCUAGCAGAGGAGCACACACCCCUCCUAGGAUGCCUACUGCUCUGACAGUGUAGCCACUCUCCCAGGGAGGGAAGAAAAGGGGGAUAGGAGGCAGAACGAUAAAAUGUAUUAUACUUGAAAGACAAGACUUGUUGAAAUCCAUUUGACUUUAAGUGUAGCAUAUCCAAUUCCAACAACUUUUUCCCCCCCGCUUUUUGGAUUUCCCCUACUACACCUGUUUAUCACCAGUUUUUGAUUUGCUAACAGAGCAGGUUUUGUUCAGAUCCGACGUGGUACAUUCGAAUCGAGACAUGCUUCUCACUCACUCUGUUUUUGUAUACAAUUCUAAGCAGGGCUGUGUGUUAACGGCUAUACAAGGGCUGAACAGGUUUUUUGGAUGUAUGCCCACGGUCAAAAUUCACGUACAUUAUGAUCUGUGUGGACGUAUCCAGCUGUACAUGGCAACCAUAAUGUAUAGGAGAUGUUGACAGUUCUGAGAUAAUGAAUUGCGUUUAUUUUGCAUGUAAAGCGUUUCAAUUUGGAUUCCUAAAGGCUGUUUCACUCAGUUAAUGAAGAAUGGUAUGUGGCAUCUCUGCACUUAAAAGGGCAAACUAGUUAGGCCUACCUGUGUUUUGAAUGAGUGCUUAGUGUAGUGGUCUCAGAGAUGCCCUUGUAUUAUUGUACAUUGUCACGGGCACUGGGAAGCAUUCCUACAAUGGAAUUUGUUCUGCUCGUUUGAUCCUGAAUGACAGAAUAAGGUGAACAAGAAAAUCCUUUGAUAUAGAUAAUUUAUGUUUAACCGAUCUGGGGAUGGCAUUAUGAUCAUGUGGAGUCCCAGGGUAGUAGUCAUUCGUGGGUCAAUAUUGUGUUGGUGUAAAUGGGCUACCCUGGACUUGCGCUAAAAACCAAAGGCCUGACCUACAAAAUAUUCUCUCUUCUACCACCUCGAAGUCCUUUUCCCCACUCUCUAAUCCUGCUAUCGCCAUAGUGAAGAUGGGAGGUGGGGACAUGCAAGACCGAUCGGUGCACUGUUUGAGAAUGUUAACAAAUCCUUCCUCCUUUCUGGGCGGCAGGUAGCUUAGUGGUUAAGAGCGUUGUGCCAGUAACCGAAAGGUCGCUGGUUCUAAUCCCCGAACC
Molecule: messenger RNA, 4912 nt
Organism: Coregonus clupeaformis (lake whitefish)
Lineage: Eukaryota; Metazoa; Chordata; Actinopteri; Salmoniformes; Salmonidae
Product: nuclear envelope pore membrane protein POM 121-like
Exons: 13
Coding region: 21-3587 (1188 amino acids)
Biological process (GO): protein import into nucleus; RNA export from nucleus
Cellular component (GO): nuclear pore
Molecular function (GO): structural constituent of nuclear pore
Source: RefSeq, a predicted model, not a curated record